Hibiscus syriacus is the source of this 1632-nucleotide messenger RNA. RefSeq names its product glycoprotein 3-alpha-L-fucosyltransferase A-like. Lineage: Eukaryota; Viridiplantae; Streptophyta; Magnoliopsida; Malvales; Malvaceae. The transcript is spliced from 7 exons. Bases 187 to 1575 code for a protein of 462 amino acids. Gene Ontology annotation, molecular function: fucosyltransferase activity. Gene Ontology annotation, cellular component: membrane. The record is from RefSeq and is a predicted model, not a curated record.
CGUGUUUUAUUUACUCCUUUCAGCCACACAUAACUAACUCCCUCCGCCACAACAGCUAGCCGGCGGUCCAAGCCAUAAACCGGAAGCUCAACGCUCCCUCGGAGCCAUUGGUUUUCAAAUUUAAUUCCCAUUAAUGCAUUGAGAGACAGAACAGAGGAAAGACUUUUCUUCUUCUUCUUUUGCUUGAUGGGUAUUGUGCCAUAUCUAAGAGGAGCAAGAACCCAUGAAGGGUUGCCCAUAGCCGAAGGGCUAUCACAUUCUACAUCAGCUUCCAACGACAAGAAAUGGUUAACCUUGAUGCCUUUACUACUCGCCCUUCUCGUCAUUGCUGAAAUCGGUUUUCUGGGUCGUUUCCGUUCGUUGCCCGCGAUGUUCCGUGAAUCGCGCUCUUCUGGUCGAUUAAAGGUUGGUGGCGCUCGAAAUUUUUGGAUUCGAGCUUUGGGUGGUCAUCGUAACUUGACCUGUGAGGAGUGGCUCGAGAGAGAAGAUGUCGUGGUUUAUUCAAGGAAUUUUAGUGACGAUCCCAUCUUGGUUUAUCAUCAGAAACAGCCUACUAUCCCGAUAUUAAUAUCGCUCAGGCACGACGGUGGGGUUGGCUAUGAAUAUGUAAUGACAACGAGCCUCUCAUCGGAUGUCCCAGUCGGAUAUUUUUCCUGGGCGGAGUAUGAUAUCAUGGCACCGGUGCUUCCCAAGACUAAAAAGGCCCUUGCAGCUGCUUUCAUAUCUAACUGUGAAGCCCGCAACUUUCGUAUUAAAGCUCUCGUGAGGCUCGAAAACGAGAAUAUCAAGAUAGAUUCUUAUGGUAGAUGCCACAGAAAUCGCAAUGAGAAUGUGGACAAAGUCAAAGCUCUGAAACACUACAAGUUUAGCUUGGCUUUUGAGAACUCCAAUGAAGAGGAUUACGUUACGGAAAAAUUUUUCCAGUCCCUCGUUGCAGGAAGCGUACCUGUUGUGGUUGGUGCUCCGAAUAUCGAAGAUUUUGCUCCUUCUCCUGGUUCAUAUUUACAUAUUAAGGAAUUGGAGGAUGUUGGCUCGGUUGCAGAAAGGAUGAAGUACCUUUCGGAAAACCAGGAUGCUUAUAAUGAAUCAUUAAGGUGGAAAUACGAAGGCCCGUCAGAUUCUUUCAAGGCCCUUUUGGAUAUGGCUGCAGUUCAUUCGUCGUGCCGUUUGUGCAUUCACUUGGCGACCAUCUUCCGGCAGGAUGAAGAAAAGAACCCCGACGUCCAGAAACGCCCCUGCAAGUGUGAGAUGGGUUCGGAAACUUUGUAUCAUUUGUAUGUAAGAGAGCGAGGGAGGUUUGAGAUGGACUCUAUUUUCUUGAGGUCUGGAAACAUGACUCUAGAGGCAUUGGAGGCUUCAGUUCUUAUGCAUUUCAAGACUCGGAAACAUGAGCCUAUUUGGAAAUGGGAAAGACCCGAAAGCAUUAGAGGGGGUGAACUAAAAGUAUAUAGAAUAUAUCCUAUUGGGUUGACACAGAGACAGGCUUUGUAUACCUUCAAGUUCAAAGAUGAUGCUGAUCUUAGGAACCACAUCGAAAACAACCCUUGUGCCAAGUUCGAAGUCAUAUUCGUCUAGAUCGAUGAUUCCAUUACGUCAUCUCCGAGCACAUUUUACGGAGUCCCGGUUAUCUGC